UGUCGUCAUUUCCCUUAGGGAUGUCUAAGGUUUGUAGUUCCUGUGCUGUUGACCUGUCAGCGUUGUAGUACAAUCUGUCACUGCCGCUGAUUUACUCGUCCUUCUGGAGGUGACAGUCUCGCAGCGGCUGCGACGCCAGGCCUCCUCGCGCUCAGGACCGUCUGUUCUCACUGCCGUUGCUGCUGUCGGCUAAUCGGCGAGCUAACCGCUAAAGUUAGCUAACGAGUCCACCGACCUGACAGCUAGCUUGCUGGUAGCUCGACGUUAGCUAGCUGCGUUAGCUAUCCAGGCUGCUGCUCGUAGGAAGGGAGGAACCCGCCCACCCCUGCUAAAACUAAACAGCCAUUCCAGACAAAGGAGUGAACGAUGGAAGCCGAAAGCUCCAGUGAACUGCUGCUGACCAGGAAGAGAAGAAGAGAGAGCUCCAAAGGGGACAACGAUGAGAGGGAGAGGCUUGUGAAAAUCCCCAGAUGCACUGUGGGGCUGAAGCACCCUGCACCUUUUGCAGAUGAGCUGGAGCCAGCGGAUGGUAAACCCUAUGAGAGGGUUAACAUGGAGACGGCCAAGAGGGGAACACCACCUGACAGACCAGUGCGGGUGUAUGCAGAUGGCAUUUUUGAUGUUUUCCACUCAGGUCACGCCAGAGCUCUCAUGCAGGCUAAAUGCCUCUUCCCAAAUACACACCUCAUCGUUGGAGUGUGCAGCGAUGACCUGACCCACAAAUACAAGGGCUUCACAGUGAUGAAUGAGGAUGAACGCUAUGAUGCCAUCAGUCACUGCCGCUACGUGGACGAGGUGGUGCGAAAUGCUCCCUGGACGUUAACGCCAGAAUUCCUCGAAAGACAUCACAUUGACUUUGUGGCCCAUGACGACAUCCCAUACUCCUCAGCGGGCAGUGAUGACGUGUACAAGCACAUUAAAGAAGCUGGUAUGUUUGCUCCGACCCAGCGGACAGAAGGCAUCUCCACCUCUGACAUCAUCACACGCAUCGUCCGUGACUACGAUGUGUAUGUCAGACGUAACCUACAGAGAGGAUACACAGCCAAGGAGCUCAACGUCAGCUUUAUCAACGAGAAGAAAUACCACCUGCAGGAGCGUGUGGAUAAGGUGAAGAGGAAGGUGCGUGACGUGGAGGAGAAGAGCAAGGAGUUUGUGCAGAAGGUGGAGGAGAAGAGCAUCGAUCUCAUUCAGAAAUGGGAGGAGAAAUCCAGGGAGUUCAUCGGCAACUUCCUGCAGAUGUUUGGUCCUGAGGGAGCUCUGAAACACAUGCUGAAGGAAGGAAAAGGCCGCAUGCUGCAGGCCAUCAGCCCCAGGCAAAGCCCCGACAGCAGCCCCACCCGCGAGGAGCGCUCGCCGUCUCCCACUUUCCGUCUCCCCUUCUUCACCAAGACCUCCCCUCCACCCUCACCUCCGCCCCACCACAGCGGCGCCCGCGGAUACCUCAUCAGUGAGGACGACGAAGAAGACGACGAAAACUGAAUCGUCAGUUUGUCGAUCCACAGCCAGAGUGCUAACAGUUAGCUGAGUGUUCGAUUAGCGUGAUUCUCUUCGAGCUCCUGCUUCCAUCUUCUGUUUUUUUUUUUGUUUUGAUUAUUUUGUUGUUUAGCACCUCAGUGUCACGUUAAUUGUAACAACCAGUGUCUCCACAGCUCUUGUUUUAAACAGACAAUUUUGUCUCCCCCGUGUUAUGGUCAGUAAAAGUUACCACUAGUCACUUGAGUUCUUUCACAAUUUUCUCAUUUAUCUCAGUCACUUUUGAUGUUGAUUUUUAUUAGACAAUGCCACUUAGGAAUAUUUGAUGGUAUUGUAGGAGUUUGUGGUUUUGUUCUCGUCAUGACGUUAGCGGGAGGGCUCGCAGGGGUUUCAGUCACUUGUUGGAACAGCACGUGUUGCCUUGGUGUGCGAGAGGUGACAUUGUUGAAGUUAUCCUGGAGUAGGUCCGAAAACUGAAGGUUUAAAUGGUCUGCUCGUUUAAUGCGGCGGCAGUUUACUAACAUUUAAUCAACCUGGCUUUUUUUUUUUUUUCUUUUCAUACCAGGGGAAACUUCAGAUCAAACCAGAGCUGAAUCUAAGAGUAACGGUGUUAAUCGUCCAACUAACAGCAGGUUUUUUCUCAAGUUUGUCGCCUGCUUUGGGCUGCGUGUGGCUGUGUGUAUGUGCAUGUGGUGUUGUUUUGCAUACAAGCUCUAAAAUAACAUUGGCAUGUUUGAAAUGUCUUUCUCCAUCUGUUGACAGUUCUGGGUUCAGCUUGACUUUACUGCAUUUAGUUUUUGUCUGCGGAAGGGAAUCGGUCUUUGAAAGAGACGUUUCAAACUGGAUGCCUUUUUAAAUGUGGCAGAAGAGAAAUGCUUGUAAGGAUGGCAGGGAGGGCCUGUUGAAAUGUUGAUGUAGAAACUUAUUUUUGUAGAUUUCAUCUUUCCUUUCUUUAUCCUCUGUACAGAUGUGAUCUUAAUCAUCCCCCUUGUAGAAGCACUUUCAGGCUGAGCCGAAAAUCAACGUGAGAAGGGCUGGACAUCUUUUCUUUUAUGUGAUGCAGAUCUGGGCCACUGGGAGUCAAACGUUACCUCUGAUACACAUGUGAUGCUAAGAGAACGUUUUAGGUUUUCAGAAAUCAAAAAACACUGGAGAACAGUCUCUAUUUGUAAGAAAUCACAUCUUUUGUUUAGUUGGAAUCUUGAGCACAGAAGGUUUCUUAAAUGUGUUCCCCUCAUUGGUAACACACACGCACAGAAAAAUACAAGUAUACCAGGUACUAAUCAGGACUUUGUGCUGUAGUCUGUGUAGA
This is a messenger RNA of Paralichthys olivaceus (Japanese flounder), 2785 nucleotides long. RefSeq names its product phosphate cytidylyltransferase 1A, choline a (gene pcyt1aa). NCBI's taxonomy places the organism in Eukaryota, Metazoa, Chordata, Actinopteri, Pleuronectiformes, Paralichthyidae. Gene Ontology annotation, biological process: CDP-choline pathway. The record is from RefSeq and is a predicted model, not a curated record. Gene Ontology annotation, cellular component: endoplasmic reticulum. Gene Ontology annotation, molecular function: phosphatidylcholine binding; choline-phosphate cytidylyltransferase activity.